AUGAGUAACGCGUGUGGAACCCUGAUCUGGCCGGGGCAGAAACUGGUCCCCUAUCAUCCACCUCGGGCACGAAACGGGCUCUACCUCGUAAGCGAGAAGCGUGUUCGUUGGCUUCUUCUGCAUAUAGUCUCAAUGGCAUUCUAACGCAUGCGAUAUCCGAGCAGCCCCCCGCCCCCUUUUUGUGAACGUCUGGAGUUACAGUAGGUAGGCUAACUCAUGAAAAAGCCGAAAUUUCGAAAUGCGUUCCCGUUUCGAAAAGAUUAAUUAAGUAGGGUUGUAAAACUAAUCAUCAUGCAGCAUAUGUCUAUAAUAAUCCAGUUAGUUCACGGUGCCGGCUUUCGAAUGGAAUUCUUUCCGACUGCGUGCAAGAACAAUACUCUGCAAAAAAGGGCUACCUAAGUAGCAUGCAUUUUUCUCAUUGAGGUUCGCUGCUCUUAAAAACUCAAUUAUAUUUCAUGGAAAGCAUGCAUAAAAAUAUUAAUUCCUCCGCUCAUUGUGUAGAGAAUUACGUCUUUUUCCAAUUUUGUACCUAAACGAAGGGUAUAAUUCGGUUUUCAAAAACGUUUCCAAUUCGCGAUUUAAUUUGGACCCGACUUGCCGUUAAACUAGCAUUCAGGGUUUCCAACCUACAAGCCAUAUACUUUCCGCGUAUGGAAAACCAUAAAUAUUUCUACGGUAUUAAGAGAAGACCAGGUGGGAUUCAUAAAAUUUAUCACAGGAUUUGAUCCAUAUUGUUAACUUUACAAGCCACAUUAGUAAAUGCAGAGACAUGACGUUUUAUGAAUGGCCAUUUCACGGUAUUAAAAAUCGCACAAUUGAAAACCUUUUGAAAACCGAAUUAUACCCUUCGUUUGGGUACGAAAAUGGAAACCGACGUAAUUCUCUACACAAUGAGUGAAGGAAUUAAUCUUUUUAUGCAGGCUUUCCAUGAAAUAUAAUUGAGUUUUUAAGGGCAUCAAAGCUCAAUGAGAAAAAUGCAUGCUACUUAAGUUGUCCUUUUUCGCAGACUACUGUCCUUGCAGGCAGUCGGAAGGAUAUUCUUUCGAAAGCCGGCAUCCUGACGUAACUAAGCUAUUGUAGAAUUAUACUGCGGACUGAUUAGCUUUACAAACCUACUUAAUUAAUCGUUUCGAAACGGGAACGCCUUUGGAAAUUUCGGCUGACAUUUCAUGAGUUAGCCCUCCUGCUGUUUGUGGAACCAGGCCGUUUGUGGGACGCGUCAAGACAGGGUCAACAAGACUGGAGACAAGAUCGGACGCAGGUGAGCUGGCGCUGCUUGAGCCUACGCCCAAGGGUGGCAUCACACCACCCAUGAAUGGCAUUUAAUAUGAGUGCUGUGCCCAGUAACGCGUGCGGAAGCCUGAUCUGGCCCCCUGUUGAUUCAACGCUUCCACCGGGCAGAAACCCGUCCCAUAUCAUCCACCGUGGGGCACGAAACAGGCAUCACCUCGUAAGUGAGAAGCCUGUUCUUUGGCUUCUUCUCCAUAUAGUCUCAAUGGCAUUCUAACGCAUGCGAUAUCCGAGCAGGCCCUCCCCAUUUUGUGAAAGUCUGGAGUUAUGUGCAACCAGGCCAUUUGUGGGACGCAUAGAUGGGCUGUUAUGUUCUGCAGCCACUUGCGCCUAAUCCCCGCAUCAGAUGGUUAAUCGGCUCAAACAGUGGGCUGGUGUCUGGAAGAGGGAAGAUAUUAAGGUUGACAAUGAACCGCUGCGUCCUCACGGCACCCAGCGCCUAUUCCUCACAACAAACAAUUUGAUGCGCCUCCAAAUCAUAACAGUUUGUUAAAAGCCUUGGUUUGGAAGGCCGCCAAAUAAGGAGAUAAAUCGGUCCUCCUUUGGGGUCGGACAAUGGUUUCUUCUUAAUGUAGCUUCUAUGGUACUCCCACGAAGUUUCGCUCUCAGUCGUCUUGUCUCUGCUGUUUCGGUACAGUCCUGAGUCACCAGGCGCGCACCAGGCGUGAAUGGGGCGUGCAGAUGCACUUUUAUGUCUUGCCAUCCUUCUUGAUGCCAUUGCUCACCUGGUUGAGGAAGGAGGGUGUGCGGUAGAUACAUCGCAAGCCCACAAUCACCAUGAAAUAAUUCAUGCACAAGUUACAGUCCCUGCGUCCACAGUGCUGCGAGACACACGGUGGGCAAAGACACCCGUGACGGUUGAGCCGUUAUGUCUGCUAUUCUUCCGUGUUAGCCGUUAUUAUCAGCAGUGCUACUAAUAUUAAUACUAAGUGGCUAUCGGGGUCCCAAGUUACGACAGCUUAAUAUCGAGAUGGAUUGUUGUCUAGCUGAUCGUGGUCAGUACUGUAUGCAUCUGUGGUGGAUCGUAUGACGGACAUGUUUAUUGCCGCAGGCAUGCUGGGAAAUUUUCAGUCUCACAUCGGCGACAAGGAGCCAUUUUUACAGAGAGGUUCGGUUGGGGAUUUACUCUGGUCGACAUAGAUGGCCACUUUGCUACGCAAUUUUGAUAACGGUGGUCUAUUUUAGAUUGUGCUCUUUUCUUUCCACAGACCUACAUCGUUUUGGGCGUAAGGAGUGCAGGAAGUCACAAGAAAUACACUAAUCUGCAUCCAUACACGAUGUCUGUCGGGGUAAGUACGCAGUUUGUCCUGAGCGCUCGGACAGCUUAAGUUGCUGACCAUGCGCGCGUUUUAAAAAUGUCUUCCCACUUGUCUCGUUAUAACAUCUGGCAAAAGCUUGUCCUUUUGUCUGUUUAAGAUACUCGCUAUACUUGUCCUGCGAAACAGCUCAGGGAUACUCAGGAGGUAUUACAGCAAAUUCUUCCUGUGGGUUGGUCGAUUUGCCCUAGAAGUAAGUUUUAGUCCCCCUUAGUUGCCUACUGUUUCGGAUUUUACCGUCAUUUUUCCGAAAAUCUGCACGAAAACCAUACAACAAAGGCUUCUUCUUACUCUUCUACGUCAUUUUAGCUCUUUGUACUCCAGUACCACAUGUGGAUCACAGCUCCCAACGGUAGAGGAGUGAUUACCUUCAUACCGACCUACACAUCUCUCAACUUUGUCCUAACAACAACUCUAUUCUUUGGCUGUUGUUGGAGAGUCCACGAAAUCACGCAGUGGUUGACUUCGUUUUUGAUGCCCUAG
This is a messenger RNA of Spirometra erinaceieuropaei, 3089 nucleotides long. The record is from the annotation of a GenBank genome assembly. NCBI's taxonomy places the organism in Eukaryota, Metazoa, Platyhelminthes, Cestoda, Diphyllobothriidea, Diphyllobothriidae.